Entamoeba dispar SAW760 is the source of this 1503-nucleotide messenger RNA. RefSeq lists its product as uncharacterized. The record is from RefSeq and is a predicted model, not a curated record. NCBI's taxonomy places the organism in Eukaryota, Evosea, Mastigamoebida, Endamoebidae. Bases 1 to 1503 code for a protein of 500 amino acids. The transcript has a single exon.
AUGAGUCAUAAAGAAAGAGAACAUCGCGACAAAGUAUUUGAUUCGGUAUUUAGUUCACAGAUAAAAUCAUUACCAAAGAAUAAAAUUAUGAAUAUUGGAGUUAUUGUGAGAAAUAUAAUACAAUCAACUAAUGUUCCUUAUAAAAUUAGUACAAUUGAUGAAUGUUGUAGUAUGUCCACAGUUAGUUAUUAUGCAAUAAUUAAUGGUCAAAAAACAGGUGAACCAAUUUGUGAUCGUAUUGGUUUAAAACUAUUUGAAAAUAGUGCUGUUUAUGUUGUGGCUGAUGGUUGUGGAUGGGGAACAGCUUCAUGUAAAGCUGCAGAAAUAGCAAUAGAUUCAGUUUUUAGUACAAUGAAUUGUUUAACUAAAUGUGAAAAUGUAAGAGAUGUUGGUGAAUUAGAAUUAAAAGCAGUAAAAGAGGCUAAUGAAGCAAUUCUUAGAUCUGAUUCAAGUUUAUUAAAUAUUGGAACAACAACAUUAUUAAUUAUUGCAAUAGUUCCAUUAGAAACAGGAAGUUAUAAUGGAAUAUAUUGUAGUAUAGGUGAUUGUAGUGCAUAUAAUUAUAAUAGUGAAUCACAAGAAGUUAAUUUAUUAUGUGGAAAAAUACUUUCGAAAAUUGGAGAAACAAGAAACUGUGGGGGUAAAUUAGGCAGUACUGAAAAUUAUAUUCCAGGGGUAGUUGAUGGUGUUUUAGGUAAAAUUGAAUUAAAAGAAAAUGAUAUUAUAAUGGUAAUGACUGAUGGAAUUCACCAUAACUUAAAUCCUUAUUUCAGAAAAAUGUUGUUUACUGGUUCUGCUGAGAAAAAAGGAUGCCAGUUAUUAAAAAAUUUUAUUGAAUCGAGUGUUACAUUUUCUGAUAUUACAGAGAACGUACUUAAAGAUGUUUAUGAUUUAACACAACCUUCAAGAAUAUUUCUAAAAACUCAUCCAAAAACUAAACUUCCAGAAAGCAUGGCAGGAAAAUUAGACCAUGCUUCUUUUGGUUGUAUUCGUGUUGGUAGCUGGAUUAACAAAUACAACUCAUUAGUUAGUACUAUUACCCCUCCUUUUUUUAAUGAUCUCGUUUCAUCUCCUUGGAUUCAACACACUUUCUUCCAUCAAAUUAAACCAAGUGAACACAAUUCUCCAUUUGUUUCUUCUCCUUUAGAAAGUCACUCUGCUCGAGCUAGAAGUAUUUCUCCAAAAACAAUAUAUUCUCCAACUAUACCAACUGAACAUUAUUCUUUUUCUCCUAAAGACCCUCAUUAUUUUGCAUUUAAUAAAGCAUCACCAAAUAGACAUUUCUCCCCUUUGUGUCACUCUUUUGGUUUACCAAUGAAUUGUUCACAAUUAUCUGAUAUUUCUAGAAGAAAGUCUUCUAGUUCUGAAAGUCUUUCUCCUGAAUUUUUUGAAAUAAAUAAAGCACCGUCAAGAAGACGAAGUAAAGAUUCAAAGACGUCGAGUUUCUUUGAAUUUUUUACUUGUCAAAAUGAAGAAUUAACUGAUGGUGAAGUUAGUUAUUGA